AUUUAGAUUUUGAUUUGUUUCAUCAACACUGUUGUUAAAGAUCUCGAAACGUUAUAAAAAUGGUUUAAAAAAUUGAUUUAAAAUGUCAAUUCAGUGCCCUAUAUGUCUACAACACGUGGUGCAGACUGAUAUCGAAGUCCAUGUAGAAAAAUGUCUUGAACCACAAAAAAAAGAAUCAUAUACACUUAGACAAAAAAGUUCUUCAAUUGUUCCUUCAGAUGUAAAUCCAUUCUUUAAAAAAAAAACACCUAUUAAAAGGAAAUCAACUGAAAAAAGAGAUUUUGAAUCAAAUGAUAAGAAAAAGAAAAAAAAAACUCCAUUAAUUAAUUCAAGUACUCAUGCAAAACCAAGUAUUCGUGAUAUAUUAGAUCAGAAUAAUAACAAUGUUUCUAAUACAGAGUUUGAAUCAUUUUUUUCUUCUAAUGAGGAAAAAGAGAAUAAAUCUCCUGUUAAAUUAGAAGCCAUUGGAAGCAAUUUUAAUGAAAAAUUUGAUGAAAAUAAUUUUUUUCCUAUUUCCCCAGACUCUUUUAAACCCACAAAAUAUAAAAAAGAAAUUGGAAAGUUGAAAUCUCUGCUACUAGGAGACAUUCCACUUGCAGAACAAAUGCGACCAAACAACUUUGAUAAUUUUUAUGGUCAAAACUCUUUUGGUGCUAAAAAUUUGCUCAAAGAGUUGUUUGUUAGUAAUAAAAUACCAUCAUUGAUUUUAUGGGGACCACCUGGAUGUGGAAAGACUAGCUUUGCUCAUAUUAUUUCAAGAAGAUGCAAAGAGUCAGACUCAAAAUAUCGGUUUGUAACACUAUCAGCAACAAUGGCUGGAAUUAACGAUGUGAAAGAUGAAAUUAAAGUUGCCAAAAAUGAGAAGAAAUUAACCAGUAGAAAGACUGUUCUUUUUAUUGAUGAAAUACAUAGAUUUAACAAAAUGCAGCAGGAUACAUUCUUACCAUAUGUUGAGGAUGGAACUAUUGUUCUUAUUGGAGCGACUACAGAAAAUCCAUCUUUUUAUAUAAACAAUGCUCUUAUUAGUAGAUGUCAUGUUGUUGUCUUUAAUAGUCUAGAGACAGAAGUAAUAUUGAAAAUUUUGCAAAAUGCUAUUGAAUUAUUGAAUGAAACAGACCAAGAAGUGGCAAAAUGCAGAUUUGAAGAAGGUGCAUUGAACUUGGUUGCACAGUAUGCUAAUGGUGAUGCUCGUUGUGCAUUGAAUAAGCUUGAUAUGAUAUUACAAGCAAAGAAAGAAUCAAUACAUGUAUCACAGGCAAACUCUCAAAUAUCAUGUGAAUUAAUCAGAGAAGAAUUACAACGUUGUUGUGUAAACUAUGACAAAGCAGGAGAUGAACAUUAUAAUUUGAUAUCUGCUUUACAUAAGAGUAUUCGGGGAUCUGAUGUUGAUGCUUCAAUAUAUUGGUUAGCUCGCAUGCUCGAAGGAGGAGAGAAACCGUUAUACAUAGCAAGAAGAUUGAUUCGCAUUGCUUCUGAAGAUAUAGGUCUUGCUGAUUCAAAUGCAUUACCACAAGCUGUAUCUGCUUAUCAAGCUUGUCACUUUAUAGGAAUGCCAGAGUGUGACAUCAUACUCGCCCAAGUUGUGGUUUAUCUUGCAAAUGCGCCAAAAAGUAUUGCUGUAUACGAAGCAUACAAAAAUGCAAAAGACUUCAUCAAAAACUGCAGUGGCUCACAGCCAGAAGUUCCUUUACAUUUGCGCAAUGCUCCUACCAAAUUGAUGGAGAACCUUGGGUACGGUAAAGAUUAUAAAUAUACUCCUCUAUUUAAAGAGGAUCCUAUGCAAGAAUAUCUUCCAAAAUCGAUGCUCGGGAAAAAGUUUUUUAACGCUACGGAGGAGGGUAACUAAUUU
Messenger RNA from Hydra vulgaris (swiftwater hydra), 1849 nucleotides. Its product is annotated as ATPase WRNIP1. Gene Ontology annotation, biological process: DNA-templated DNA replication; DNA synthesis involved in DNA repair. Gene Ontology annotation, molecular function: ATP binding; enzyme activator activity; single-stranded DNA helicase activity. The record is from RefSeq and is a predicted model, not a curated record. NCBI's taxonomy places the organism in Eukaryota, Metazoa, Cnidaria, Hydrozoa, Anthoathecata, Hydridae. Gene Ontology annotation, cellular component: nucleus.